AUGAGCGCUGUUGUCACUGCAUCUGCGGGUGUCGUCGCCGACAAUGAAAAGGGCUUACCUGUCACCCAAACGAGCCAUGGGGACUCAUAUCUAGUCGACUGGGAGGGCGACCAUGAUCCGGGGGAUCCACGCAAUUGGACCCUGCCGGUCAAAAUGGCCUUCACCGUUGUCGGCUGUUCGAUGAUCUUCGCCGUGUCCUUCUCGUCGAGCGUCUUUGGUCCCGCGGAGCAGAUCACGGCCACGGAAUUCCACGUCGGCAGUGAGGUGAUGACCUUGGGCAUCGCCCUAUUUGUGGCCGGGUUCGCCGUCGGUCCGCUCUUGUUUGCGCCCCUUUCCGAGCUCGUCGGCCAUGCGAUCCCUCUCGCGGUUGGGCUGGUGGGCUGUGCGCUCUUUCAGAUCCCCUGCGCGGUAGCUGGCAAUGUGCAGACUCUCUUGGUUUGUCGCUUCUGCGCCGGCGUCGUGGGCAGCGGGGUGUUGGCCGUCGGCUCGGGUAUGCUGGCUGAGCUGUACGGACCCAUCAGCCGGGCGGUGGCCAUCGGUUUCUCGGCGUCGAUGAUGAACCUCGGAAGCGUCGUUGGACCCAUCGCGGGAGUAUGGAUUAUCGAGCGCUACGGCUGGCGCUGGACGGCGUGGACCACGUUGAUCGGUUGCGGCGUCAUUGGCUUUCUUGCCCUAUUCUCCAUCCGCGAGACCUCACGCUCGCGUAUCCUAGUACUGCGUGCUCAACGCCUACGACAGCAGACGCAAGACAAGGCGUUUUACUGCCGAUACGAGGAGCAACAGCUGGACCUACGCGUGCUGGUGCAGAAAUACCUUUCCAUACCCGUGCGCAUGUUCGCGCAGGAGCCCAUUCUCGUGAUCAUGACCUUCUACCUCACUCUGGUAUACGGCACGCUCUACCUCUCGUACCAGAUUAUGCCGGUUGCCUUUAAGCGACGCGGCUGGUCCGGUACGAUCGCGUACCUGCCCUUCCUCAGUGUGCUGCUGGGCAUUGUGGCCGCCUGGGGGGUCUUCUCCCUGUUCACGAUGACCUGGUACACCCGCCGGGUGCAGAGUAAGGGCACCGUCCCGCCUGAAGACCGGCUUCCCCCCAUGAUCGGGGCGGCGUGCAUCCUGCCGCCGGCGCUGCUCUGGUUUGGCUGGUCGACGGAGACGCACUGGGCGGCGCAGGUGAUUGCCUGCUUCUUCGUCGGGCUAGCUCUGCAGCUGAUCUUCAUCUGCGGCAUUGUGUACAUCGUCGACGUCUACAUCCCGCGCGCCAACUCGGCCAUCUCUAUCCACGUUGUCGUGCGCAGUCUCGUGUCCGCCAGCUUCCCCCUGUGGGCGCGGCCCAUGUACAACUCGCUAGGUCUCGAAUGGACGGCGACCGUCCUCGCCGGCGUGUCAGCAGUGCUCUUGCCCUCGCCUAUACUCUUUCGCAUCUAUGGACGCAAGAUCCGCACCUGGAGUCGGUUCUGCGAUACCAGUCGGGACAUAUAG
Molecule: messenger RNA, 1479 nt
Organism: Penicilliopsis zonata CBS 506.65
Lineage: Eukaryota; Fungi; Ascomycota; Eurotiomycetes; Eurotiales; Aspergillaceae
Exons: 1
Coding region: 1-1479 (492 amino acids)
Biological process (GO): transmembrane transport
Molecular function (GO): transmembrane transporter activity
Source: RefSeq, a predicted model, not a curated record